AGAUGAAACUCGCCACUCCACGUUUCGUUUGGAAGGAAGCGUUGCCCACAGUGGCAUUAGUGUUGCUCUUGUCAGCUGGAUAUUCAUGCAUGCUCAUCAUCUAUCUAAACCAACAGAAAAUGGUGCGUGAGUUGGCUGAACUGCAAUCUUUUUGCCAGCAGAAAGGAUCUCCAUCUAGUAGUGAAGUGCAGCUCAUCAACAGCCACUUGGUACGAAACCAUCAAAUUCGAUAUGGGAGAUCAACUUCAAAAGGAGAUGAGAAUUUACCAUGUAGCUGCCCCAGUGGAGAAAAAGGACAACGAGGUCCAAGAGGAUCAAGAGGACUAAAAGGCAAAAAAGGAGAGAUAGGGCCGAUAGGUCCAACAGGACCAACUGGAAGGUCUGGUCUUCCUGGUCUUCCAGGUCCACCAGGACGAGAUGGUCUUGAAGGACCAUCUGGCAAACCAGGCCCCAAAGGAAUACGUGGUAAACAAGGAGACAAUGGAUUGCACGGACCAAGAGGACAACAAGGAGCACGAGGACUUCGUGGAGUAGUUGGGAGACCUGGUUCACCAGGCGUAUGCAUCUCUACAAAAAACUGCACAGAAACCGUGAAAACAGGACAACUACCGCAAACUAACCUUAUGAGUAAAAUCAGUCCAAUCUACAAACAACUUUUCAUCGGUGGUAGCGGCUACAUUCAUGAGAUUACAAUGGGUUCUACCAUACCCUUUUCCUGGGAAAGAGUAGCGACCGUCCAAACAGCCCAAAGAAGUGCGGUAGCUCGUCACUAUGAUAAAGACGGAUUGCAGACUCUAAUACGUGGAGUUUACCAUGUCAUUGCCCAAGUGACCGUCAUUUCCCAAAUUAGCACUCAGCCAGUCAUCCAUCUUGUUAUAGGAGGCAAUGUUAUUGGCGAGUAUGUUGGAAAUGUAGGAUAUGAUGAAGGUACAUCUGUCUGCUGUAAAGAAGCCAAUUGUUCUCUCAGCACUUUGAACAUCAACUAUAUUAAUUAUAUCCAGAAGUACACCAAGAUAUCAGUUACUUUGGACCAUUGGAAUGAUCCAUUCUCUCUCUGUAAAACACAGUUGGUUGACGGAAAUCAUCACCGCUCUUUCUUGCAAGCAGCACUACUUGAAGAUAAAAGCAGUAAGUAAGCUAGUACUCAAUUACAUUUGGCUAAUGACUGCAUAAGCUACUCUUGCUGUGUGACUCAACCAAAUUUAUUCACCGUGGCACAUUCAUUUAAUUAAGUUAAACACAUACACUCAUAUGCUUGUACAUAAAUAUCAUAGAACUCAUUUAGCAGCCAAAGUUACUUCUAGCAUUAUAGAGUUACUUGGUACAUCGAUUGCUAAUUAAUUCUUUCCAUCAUGUUUCUAGAAGCCAUAGUGCCAAACUGACUAUAAGAUUAUAUUGUAAGCACUUUCUCUUAGCUGCCAUUUUCCAAUCUUGAUGGCAAUGGAUAG
Molecule: messenger RNA, 1448 nt
Organism: Corticium candelabrum
Lineage: Eukaryota; Metazoa; Porifera; Homoscleromorpha; Homosclerophorida; Plakinidae
Product: otolin-1-like
Exons: 9
Coding region: 3-1136 (377 amino acids)
Source: RefSeq, a predicted model, not a curated record